UCUUUUUAAUUAUAAAAAAUAUUUUCAGUUUGAGAAAAAUAGUGAUAUGAAAAUAUUGAUAUAUUUGCGACUUGUAAAAGGAAAUCAAAUAAUGAAUGAUUGCUUACAACAUUAUGGCUUUUUAAAACCUUGUGUUUGGGAUGAAGAUAAAACAAAAGGAUAUUAUUCAAAUCGUGAAUACUCACCACCAUCACAUUCAGAUAUAAAAAGACGAAAAAUUGAAUCUGACCAAUAUUUUCGGAAAUACACUGUCGAGUUACUAAAUGAUGUCAUUUCUGGUACUCAUACGCCAAAUUUUAUGGUCAAAAAAUUGAUGUACAAAGUACCAGAAUCAUAUCACGAUCAACCUUUUGCAAAGUACUGUGUUGCUGCUUAUUACACGUAUUUGGUUACUGAUGAUCCUAUUUUAGAUCAGAUAUUGCAACUAGUUGAAAAAUUUAUUACCGAAACCAAUAAUGUGAAGUCCGAAUUUUUGCCUUAAUUCAAUAAAAAUAUAAUUCCGAUUUGAUUAAAAA
This is a messenger RNA of Daktulosphaira vitifoliae (grape phylloxera), 515 nucleotides long. RefSeq lists its product as uncharacterized. The transcript is spliced from 3 exons. The record is from RefSeq and is a predicted model, not a curated record. The coding region runs from base 47 to 481 and encodes 144 amino acids. Lineage: Eukaryota; Metazoa; Arthropoda; Insecta; Hemiptera; Phylloxeridae.